Molecule: messenger RNA, 1509 nt
Organism: Thyridium curvatum
Lineage: Eukaryota; Fungi; Ascomycota; Sordariomycetes; Thyridiales; Thyridiaceae
Exons: 2
Coding region: 1-1509 (502 amino acids)
Biological process (GO): transmembrane transport; carbohydrate transport
Cellular component (GO): membrane
Molecular function (GO): carbohydrate:proton symporter activity
Source: RefSeq, a predicted model, not a curated record
AUGCAAGGCUUUGACAUCGUCGCUGGCGGCCAACUCGCCGCUCUCCCUGCUUUUAGAGAGAAGUUCGGCGUGCUGCAGCCCGACGGCACCUACCUAAUUCCUGCCCGAUACCUAUCUGCGUGGAACUCUAUCGCCCCAGCCACCGAGAUCGUCGCCACAUUCAUCUUUGUCCCGCUCCUCGAAAGAUUCGGCCGCAAAUGGGGCAUCCUCGCAGCCUCGCUCAUCUCCGUUGCUGGAGUUCUACUGCAGCAGCUGGCGCCUGACUGGCGUAUGCACCUGGCUGGCCGCGGAGUCAACGGCUUUGCGAUUGGGAUGAUGUUUACAAUCUCUCCAUUAUGGAUCGGCGAAACCUGUCGACCAGAACUGCGCGGGUUCUUCCUCUGCUUCUUCAACACAAGUAUCGUCUUUGGUCAGUUCGCCAUAGUUGUGGUGUCUCAGGGCAGCAGUCACAUAACCGGAGUGUGGCAAUGGUGGUUGCCCGUUGUAGCCAUGUACUUCUUUCCCCUGCUCUUGACGUUGAUCUGGCCCAUCUUCCCAGAGUCGCCAUAUUGGCUCGUCCGCCACAACCGUCCUACAGAUGCAAAGAAGGCACUACGCAGAAUCUACGGGUUCAAAGAGACCGAGUUCUACGACAUUGAGGUGACACGCAUGGAAGAAGAGAUCCGCAUUACCAGUGACUUGCACGGACACAUCGAGCAGAGACCGCCGAGGCGGUUCCUCGGCAUGGAUGUCGAGCUGGAGCUCGAGUGCUUCGGAGCGACCAAUCGCAAGCGCACAUUUACAGCCAUUUUUGCCGCUUCGGCGCAGCAGAUGAUUGGCGCGACGUUUGUCAUCGGCUACGCUACCUACUUUUUCGAGCUCAUCGGCAUCCAAAACUACUUUGCCGCCUCCGUAGCGCUCUACGUCGUCAUGCUCUGCGCCAGCACCGCCGCCUUCCCCCUGACCGAGAUGUUCGGCCGGCGGUUCCUGAUUGUCGGCCCGCAGUUCAUGCUGUGUCUGAUGCUUCUCAUCAUCGGCAUCCUCGGCUGCGUGCCCGACAAAGCCCGCGCAAGCUGGGGCAUUGUGGCCAUCUUGUACGUUUGGGCGGUAAUUUACCAGCUCUCCAUCGGCGCGACAGGCUUCGUGCUAGCCUCGGAGAUCGCCACGAUGCGCCUGCGCGCCGCGACCCAGGGCCUAAUCACGAUAACGAAUUCCGCCUGGGGACUGAUCAUGCAGUUCACGGUCCCGUACAUGAUCAAUCCCGAUGCCGGCGACUUGGGCGGCAAAGUCGGAUUCAUCUUCCUGGGUACUGGCUUGAUUGCUAGUGUUGGCGGCUGGUACCUCUUUCCCGAGACGAAGGGCUUGUCGUUCGAGAAGAUGGACGAACUGUAUGCGCUGAAGGUCCCCCCGAGACAGUUUGGGAAAGUCGCUGCGGAAGCUGGUACGGGACAUAUCGUGCCAGAGUUAAAGGUGGCGACGGCCCAUCACUCGGAGCAGGCCGAGGCUGACACUCAGCCGGAAAGGGUGUGA